GAAGGAAAACUGCAACCCACGCAAACAACAAACAACCAACAAAAACAACAACAACAAAAACCACCGAAGCCGAACCACAAACUCCAAACAGAAGCAGCUACAACUACAACUACAGCUCAGCUCUCUCUCGCUCUCUUUGAACAACAUACAACUGUAAACGUGUCGUUAUCGCGGACUUUAAGCUGUGCCUGCCUGUGCCUGUGCCUGUGCCUCUCCCUCUCUCACGCUCAACAAACUAAAUUGCUCUGUGUGUGUGUCAUCGUCAUCGCGUUGUGUUGCGUGUGUGUCUGUGUGUGUGUGCGUGUUCGUGUGAGUGUGUGUGUCACCAAAGUGAAGGUGUGUGUGGCGCGUGGGUGUGUGAUAGUACAAGUAAGAGUACGAGAGUACGCAUUGAGACGCGUCGUCGGCUAUGGUAAAGGGCAUAGAUGCGCUAAUACAAGCGGUGCGCUUCAUUGAGCAGAAUGAGAAGCUUUCGCAGGCGGCAGGUGGAGGAGGAGGAGGAGGAGGUGGUGGUGGUGCGGCUGGCAUCGGCCUGGUGCCACAGCCGAUACCGCUGCACAGCAUCAAUGGGAAUGUCGGUUAUCGGAGCAGCAAGAGCAUCGGUAUUCCCACUAACAACAACAGCGCGAGUCAGCACAAUAGAAAUACUACGGGGAGUAACGGCAUCAUUGGCAGCAUUGUAACAGCAGCAGCAGCCGCAGCAGCAUCGUCAUCAUCAUCAUCGUCGUUGUCGGGUUGCUCCGUGUAUGCAAACGGAAAUGGUAACGGUAACGGCCACGCCAGCAACAGCAACAGCAGCAGCUGCGGCAGCAACAGCAACAGUCCACGCAGUCAAUUGGUGGCAACCUCCGGAUCUGGCCAUGAUUACGAGUACGUUGGCAGCGUCGUUGCACCCCCCGCCACUGUCGCACAUGGACAAUUGGAGGCGUCAUCGCUGCGCCAUAGCGAAGGUCGCAGCAUUAUCUCGGAGGAUGAAAAUUCCUCGUCCAACUCCAACAACUCCUACUCCCAACAACAACAACAGCAGCAGCAGCAGCAGCAACAACUAAUUGCAACAUCAGCGGGCAGAGCAGUGGCUGUGGCAGUGGCGGCAGCAAGAGGCGGCAGCCCCGCCUCCAACUCUGCAACGUCUCCCCUGAAAUCUCCCACCACCUCCAACGCCGCUUCAGCUGCAGCCGCGGACACCUCCGUUGCUUUCAUUCUGCGGGCGAAUGCCAAUGGUGGUGCCCCAACCUUCAUCCAUCAGGCUGCAAAGCACAAGCUGAGCAACGGGAACGGCAACGGCAACGGCAAUGCCAGUGGCACCAGUGGCAGUGGCACAGCCAGCGCCAGUGGUGGUGGCUCAGAGAUUCCGCGCAAAUAUAUGCUGGUGUCGGAUGGCAAGGGCACCGUCUACCCGGCGCCAGACAGCGGCUCCAACUCCGCCUCCAAUCCGACAGGGGCAGGAGCCUCUUCCGCUCCUGCCGUCUCCGCCUUUCUGCUGGGUGGCAGCCAUGGGGUAGCCAGUGCCAGUCGCUUUGCUGAUUUGCAAAAUGCCAUUUGGCAGGAGAGUCAGCGACACCAUCCGCACCACCAUCACCAGCAGCAGCAGCAGCAAAAGCAGGUCCUGGGGAAGUCAGGGAUACCACUCACCCCGCCACCGAUGUCCACACGCAAAGUGGCCGACACGAAUGCCCGUAUACGUUCGUACUCACUCUCCUCCCAUAAAUUUUCAGCGCCCGUCCAGGGCGACAGCCACCAGCAGCAACACCACCACCCAUUGGGCUAUAUGAACAGCGGGCGGGUGGUGGGUGGAGCGGCGGGCGCAAGCAGCUCCUAUCGCCAGCUAAUCAAUGUUCAGUCGGCAGCGAGUGCGGCAGCAGCAGCCGCUGCAGCAGCGUCGAUGGCCAGCAGCUCCUCCGUUUCGACAUCGGCGCCAGCGGUGGGAUCUCAACUAAGCCACGGCGGACGGAGGCGCACGACCAGCUCCAACAGCAACGGAGCUGGCACUCGGGAGGUGCACAACAAGCUGGAAAAGAAUCGUCGGGCCCAGCUGAAGGAGUGCUACGAUCAGCUGAAGCGGGAGCUACCCAUGGGGGACGAGGAUCGCAAGAAGACCUCUAAUUUGAUAAUACUCGAUACGGCCCAUAAAUAUGUCAAGGAAUUGACGCAGCGGGAUCGCGAACAGGAGGCGGAGGUGGAGCGUCUGGCCAAGCAGAAGAUUGAGCUGCAGAAGCGAUUGAAUAGUUUGCGAAGAGACACAGACCAGCAGAGCAUUCCACUGAAUGAAAAAGCCGUUUGCCUGGCGGCCGGCUCAUCAGCAUCCGCUACAUCCAGUGGACGCAGCGGAACAACCAUACUGUUUGAUGCCACAACAGCCUCUGUCUGUGCAACUGGGCUAACAACUGUGAUAAGCAAAACGAAUGCAACAAAAACAGCAGCAACCGCCGCAGCAGCAGCAGGAGCUGGAGUAGGAGUAGGACCAGCAGCAGCAGCAGCAGGAACAGUAACCAACUCCAAGCACAUCUCCAAUUCCAGCGGGAAAGCUGUGGCUGUGGCUGGAACUGGGGCUGUCGCUGCUGCUGGAACCCACUUGAUCUCCGGUAAUGGAAAUGGGAAUGGAACCGGAACCGGAACAGCCAUCAUGACAAUUAAGAAUGGCAGCAUUCUGGCCAUCUCACCUGCGGCCAUCGUGCAGCAGCAUCAUCACUCCCAGCACAGCAGUCCGGCGGGCAGUCCAACGAGUGUGACAAUGGGUGCAACCACAACACGUGGCUCGCCGACACCAUCGACGCCGUCGCCAUCUCCCAGCUCCUCUUCGAGCGGUGUCUCGUCGUCGGCCUCGUUCAUGAGCUCCUCUUCAUCAUCGUCCUCCUCCUCCUCAUCCUCGUCGUCGUCGUCCAGCUCAUCGUCAAGCUCCUCAUCGUCGCCCACACAGACGACGACCGCGCAUCUAUUGGGAUCGCGCAGCGUUGGCCUCAAGUACCAUGGGGCUGCAGGCGGCCCUGGCACCGCACUGAAUGGUGGAGCCACCAUAGUGGCAACCGCAGUGCCAUCAGCUGUGGGAUCAGCGAAUGGUUUCCAUCAGGCGGAAAAGGAUCGUAAUUAUAAUUACUUGAUGCUCAGUGCUGGCACAACGGCGCAGUAAUUUUUGUAGGAAGAAGCAACAGCCAACAAACUAACAAACCAACAAUUACAAAAACAAUAACAAUAAAAAAACAACAACAGCAACAACAACUGAAUUGUGUGCAACAGCUCCCACCUUAUAAAAAGUAACAACAACAACAACAAAAACUAUUAGAAGAUGAACUGGAAAACCAAUGAAAGAACAAAUGAUGAAUUGUUCUUCAAGAAUCUUCUACAUUUCUUUCUAAACUACAACAAAAGCAACACCACUUGGCACACACAAUCAUACACACACACACACAAACACACAAACGCAUAAAUUUCAACAACAGCAAACGAUUAUAUUUGUUGCAACAACAACAAGAACAAACAGUUCCGCCCAACAUAUAGCAUCGAUUUUGAAAAUCAUUGAGUAAAAGAGAGCAAAGAAAGAUAGACGGAGAUGGAGCGAAAGGUAUUUUUAAAUAAAUGAUUUUACACCAAAACAAGCGACAACAGCAAACAGUGGGGAAAAAGACACAUACUCAAACAAACAUUUUCAACAACACCUCAACAGGAAAAUGAGAAAAUACAAGAAAGGUACACCAACAAUAAGCAACAACAUGUGCAACAAUAAUCAAAUCAACAACGCGCCACAACAUGUGAAACAAUAAUAAA
Molecule: messenger RNA, 3762 nt
Organism: Drosophila obscura
Lineage: Eukaryota; Metazoa; Arthropoda; Insecta; Diptera; Drosophilidae
Gene: Mnt
Product: serine-rich adhesin for platelets
Exons: 7
Coding region: 410-3127 (905 amino acids)
Biological process (GO): regulation of transcription by RNA polymerase II
Molecular function (GO): RNA polymerase II cis-regulatory region sequence-specific DNA binding; protein dimerization activity; DNA-binding transcription factor activity, RNA polymerase II-specific
Source: RefSeq, a predicted model, not a curated record